UACCAAUCGCUUUCACACAAUACAACACAACACAACACAACACAACAACAUGAAGUCUUGUUCUUUCACUCUUUUCACCUUUAUUGCCAUUAUCUUUCUUGGGUGUUUAAGUUCCACUGGAGCUGCCACAUGCCAUCCUGACGACGAGGCGGGUCUUUUAGCUUUCAAAGCAAGUAUAACCCGAGAUCCUACGGGUUUUCUCAGCUCAUGGAAGAAAGGUACUUCUUGCUGUGCCUGGAACGGUAUCGAAUGUGGCAAGAGUGAGCGCGUUGUCGUCCUCAAUAUCUUCCGAACAUCCGGUCAUUACAAAGACUACCUCUCAGGCACUAUCUCCCCGUCCCUGGCCAAACUCCAGCACCUCGAGUCGAUAUACUUCAUCUUUCAACGAAAGCUCACCGGUUCUUUCCCUCAAUUCAUCUUCAAAUUACCACAUUUACGUGCAUUUUAUUUGGUAAAUACUGGUCUCUCCGGUCCUCUUCCUGCCAACAUCGGUACGCUACGCCAACUCGAAACGUUAAAUCUUGAGGGAAACUACUUCACCGGUCCCAUCCCCCGUUCCAUAUCUAAUAUGACUCAGUUAAAUGCGGUAAAGCUUCGUGGCAACCGCUUCUCUGGAACCAUCCCAAAUAUUUUCAAAUCCAUGACGAGCCUCCAAAUUCUUGAUCUCUCCCGCAACAGAUUAUCGGGGAAACUUCCUUCGUCCAUUGCAACCCUCGCACCGACUCUCAGACACCUCAUACUGAACGAGAACAAUCUAUCCGGAACGAUCCCAAAUGAUUUAUCGAAGUUGAAGGCCCUCAACGCUUUGGAUCUCUCAAGAAAUCGGUUCUCUGGGGUUGUGCCAAUGAGUUUUGCCAAUCUGACGGCACUUACCUCCAUCUAUCUCUCUCAUAAUCUUUUAACCGAUCCAUUCCCUGUGUUAAAUAAUAUUAUAGGUGGCAUGGACACUCUCGAUCUAUCAUACAACAAAUUUCACCUAAAAACAAUUCCAGAAUGGAUGACAUUGUCGACGUACAAAAAUGCAUUGAAGCUGGCAAAAUGCGGGAUCAAGAUGAGCUUUGAAGACUUAAAGCCGGUACAACUCAACGGAUAUGCAUACAUUGACCUAUCGGAAAACGAAAUCUCAGGAAGCCCUGCAUCGUUCUUGAACCAAAAGGAUGACCUUUUGCUAGAGUUCCGUGCUUCGGGGAAUAAACUCCGAUUCGACAUGGGGAAGCUGAAUUUUAACAAGGCACUAAAAGUCUUGGAUCUGUCAAGGAACUUGAUUUUUGGGGAAGUUCCCAAGUCGGUUGUUGGACUAAAGAAACUGAACCUUAGUCAGAACCAUCUAUGCGGAAAGCUUCCUACUACAAAGUUUCCCGCAAGCGCUUUUGCCGGCAACGACUGUCUUUGCGGCUCUCCACUUCCUCCUUGCAAAUCUAAGGCAAUAUAGAGUAACUACAAGUUUGUAUCCUGCUUUACCUUGACACGACAAUUCAAAUAAAACCUAAGUAUCUCUUAAGAUCCGAAAGCUCUAGAAUGAAAAUAGUUUUUCAAACCCUUAACGCAAUAUGUUCCAUACACUUGAAAUAUAACAAAAGGAAACAAAAUACUCUGUGAAAUAAUUAAGAAACAAAGAACUGAUCACUAUGCAUUAUAAAAAUUUAACUUCUGCAUUAGCGUUCCAAAUAAUAUUUCUUCAUAUUCAUCGACCACAUGACCUAUGUAUCUACAAAACUAAAUGACCAUGGCAUGUUUCUUGCACCAUAAUUUACACCAGGGAUGAUCUCAAAUAUUUUUAUGUAUGCAUCAU
Molecule: messenger RNA, 1792 nt
Organism: Capsella rubella
Lineage: Eukaryota; Viridiplantae; Streptophyta; Magnoliopsida; Brassicales; Brassicaceae
Product: leucine-rich repeat protein FLOR 1
Exons: 1
Coding region: 50-1432 (460 amino acids)
Molecular function (GO): protein binding
Source: RefSeq, a predicted model, not a curated record